AUGGCCAGAAUGAAGUUUAUCACCGUAGAUAUCAUGAUGCUUCUUUCGCUUGGGUUAAUAUGUUCUAUUGGUUUGGUUGAUUGUCAGCUACCUAGCAAAGUAUGCUAUGAACCUUCCGGCGAGGGACUAAUUAUGAAAGUAAUCGCUGAUGCUCCUAUCUUAAAAGGUUGUACGGUCUACGUUGGAUCAAUUUUUUUUGCCAACUAUCGAAUGCAUACACAAGCACAUGUCAAUGCUUCAAUAUUCCCUGAUUUACGGGAGAUUACUGGAUCUCUAGUAAUGGGUUUAGUGGCUGGCAAAUAUCCAACCUCCCUUGGUUUUAUGUUUCCAAAUUUACGUGUAAUCCGUGGCAAUCAAUUCUUUUAUGGCUUUACCUUGCUUCUUUAUUUUGAUCAGCAAUUACUAGACAUGUCAUUACCUUCACUCACCAAAAUCGAACGCGGUAAAGUCAGAAUCCAGAACAAUAAGAUUAUGUGCUACUAUAAUACUAUUAAAUGGUCAAGUGUUAUGGGAUCAAGUUAUGCACCUGAUAGAAUCAUCACAAAAACUUUACCGACUAAUUGCCCAACUUGUCCAGCUAAAUGCAAUGGUUAUUGUUGGAAUGCACAGAAAUGCCAAAUCAGUAUGUUGAUUGAUUAA
Trichoplax adhaerens is the source of this 639-nucleotide messenger RNA. RefSeq lists its product as uncharacterized. Bases 1 to 639 code for a protein of 212 amino acids. The record is from RefSeq and is a predicted model, not a curated record. NCBI's taxonomy places the organism in Eukaryota, Metazoa, Placozoa, Uniplacotomia, Trichoplacea, Trichoplacidae. The transcript is spliced from 2 exons.